Molecule: messenger RNA, 2178 nt
Organism: Ophidiomyces ophidiicola
Lineage: Eukaryota; Fungi; Ascomycota; Eurotiomycetes; Onygenales; Onygenaceae
Exons: 1
Coding region: 1-2178 (725 amino acids)
Source: RefSeq, a predicted model, not a curated record
AUGCGGUGCGUGUGCCUGGCGGUGUUCUUCGCGUUGGUGUUGUUCGUGUUCGUGCUCUUCCGCGUGACGCUGCUGCAGGUGCUGGUUGGGGUGUCGCCGGUGGACAGCCAGCUGCUGGAGGGCGGCAAGUUGCCGCCGACGUGGGAAGGGUUUCCGGUCCUGCAGCGGUACUAUGGUGGGCUGCGGACGCUGGUGCGCAGAGCGCAGAACGUGCCGGAGAAUGCGGGCGAGGAACAAAAAGAAUCGAAUAGCACAGGUGCUGCGGAGGGCGAGAAGGAAGGGGGAUUCCAGGCGGAGAGCUACGUGUUUGAUCCGUAUCCGAACUACACGUCUCCUGAGUACCUCAAGCGCUUCGGCCGGAAGCAGGAUUGCUUUCUGACCGACGACGACACCGUGAAGCUGCCGCCAGUGCGCUACUACGACGGUGUGCCGCGUGGUUUUCCUGAUGCUGCGUUUGGCUCCAAUGCUGUGCUGGGUCUGCGUGACGAUAUCUGCUUUGAGCGGUUUGGCCGGCUGGGGCCGUACGGGCUGGGGUACGGGCGGCAGGCAGGCGGCAGUGGUGCAGGACUGCAUGGAGACCGCGCGGGUGCGGAGGCAGUGUGGGCGGAGGUGCCACCGGUGGAUUUCCGCAAGGUCAAGUGGGCGGAUGCGGUGCAGCGGUGUGUGCGGCGCAAUGAGCAUCGGUUUCGGAGAGUGGGGGAGGGAGAGGCAGGGCCGGUUGAUCCAACAGGGCCGCGGGAAAAGAGGGACGGUGCCCAAGACGAGCUUCGCAAUAAUAUGACGACGGGCAGCGAGAAGCUACCACGUACGGCCUUUCUGAUCCGCACCUGGCACGACUUCGAGUAUACCGAAGAGACAAUCCUGAACCUGCGGGCACUAAUAGCGGAGCUGACGUUGCAGUCGGGCGGCGAGUUUGAAGUGCACUUCCUGGUACAUGUGCGCGACGACAACCUGCCAAUCUGGGCGGACGACACGACAUAUCAACGAGUGCUGCGCGAUGCGCUGCCAGAGGAAUUCCGCGGACUGGGCAGCCUCUGGACGGAGCGGCAGAUGGGCCUGAUCUACGGCGGCUUGCACGACUCGAUGGCGCGCGGACUGCCAGUGCACGGGGUGUACCGGAGCGCGUUCAUGGCGGUACAGCACUUCUCGCAUCGACACCCGCAGUACGAGUUUGUGUGGAACUGGGAGCUGGAUGUCCGAUACUCGGGGCAUUGGUAUGCGCUAGUGCAAGGGCUGGGCGCGUGGGCGCAGGCGCAGCCGCGCAAGCAUCUGUGGGAACGCAGUGGAAGGUUCUACGUGCCCACGGUCCAUGGCGGGUGGCAGGAUUUCCGGCGCAGGAUCGAGACUGAAAGCGGGUAUACGAAGGGCCGGAGCAGUAAUAUUAAUAAUGGGCAGGGCCACGACAACAGCAAGGAGAACUAUCAUGGCCGAUGGAGCGCACUAUUGAAAGCCAGCGGCGGACGGGCGUCCCAGCAACAGCAGCAACAACAAGGGCAGUACCAGCAACCGCAGACACCCAUCUGGGGCCCUCUGCGUCCGGGCGACGCGGCGGAUGUGCUGCAGGUGGAGGGCGAGGGCACGCCGCCAACGGGCAUGGCGGAGGAUCACGACGACUGGGGGACGGGCGAGGACGCGGACCUGAUCGUGCUGAAUCCGCUGUUUGACCCGGCGGGCACGACGUGGCUUCUGCGCGAUGAUGUAACGGGGUAUCGACAGGGGGCGGUGCCGCGACGAGCGGCGGUCAUCACGGCGUCACGGCUGUCGCGGCGACUACUGCACACGAUGCACCGCGAGACCAGCGAGAAACGGCACACGAUGUUCUCGGAGAUGUGGCCGGCCACGGCGUGCCUGCACCACGGCUUCAAGGCAGUGUUCGCGCCGCACGCGGUGUACCUGGACCGGCACUGGCCGGCGGCGUAUCUGGCGGGCGUGUUGAACGGCGGGCAUGCCGGCGCCAGCGGCGGGGCGCGCAGCGCGGUGUUUGGGGACGGCGAGCACCACCUGCGCGGGGCCAGCUGGUUCUACGCGGCGCACCUGGCAGGUGAGCUGUGGGCGCGCUGGCUGGGCGGCAAGGGCGGCGACGGGCAGGGAGGGGAGAGGGACGAAAUGGCGGGCGAGGGCCGCAUGUGUCUGCCGCCGAUGCUGCUGCACCCGGUCAAGGGGGUGCGGGCGGCGUAA